AUGGUCGGGCUACACCAAGUGCCAGAGGGUCUUCUUGACUCCUUCACGAGCUCAACUACAGAGAAAAGCAAGGGCGAAUUGAAAGUCUCGGGAGAUUUCUCGUUCCCACACCCAAGAGACUUGACGGUUCAGGAAACGCAGGACCACGGCGACAUUAGGCAGAUUCGGUCUGUUUUGGAUGGCCAUGGAGGGCAACGUUCAAAGCAGACAGUUCCACUAUUGGUCCUGGCAUGGGCACUCCUAUUGAAAGAAUACAAUCGAUCCGAAACGCUGCUCCUCUCAGUUUGUGAGAAUAAGAAACUUUUGGCGCAGAUCCCAUUCGAGUCGCAACCAGAAUCCUCAAUUGAGUCAGCCCUAGAGCAGACAGCAGAAUUUCUCACAUUUCCCAGCGGUCCUGUCAAAUCAGAAGUCCAUGCGGCGGGGAACGACCAAUAUGUCCCUCAUGUGACAUUGAGCAUCAUGGACUGCCCGUAUCAACAUCCGAAGACACGUGGGAGCUUCCAACUCCACCCACAGGAAGGUCUCCGAUUAGUAUGCUGGCAGGCGGGCGCAACCGUAGAUGCCAAUGUAUACUAUGAUUUUACGAAAUGUAUGGAUGAACAGGCGCGACGAUUUUUAUCCCAAUACCAAAACAUUGUACAACAGCUUAUGCGGCAAAAUCACACUCGGUGUCUCCGGGAUAUCGAUAUGAUCAGUGUCGAAGACAGGGACUCUCUGAUGAAGUGGAAUUCAGGUCAGAUCACUUCCUCGCAAGGUCGGCUGCAUGAGUUAUUUCAAGCCAGGACUCGUGAAAGACCUAACGAGCCCGCGGCUAUUACCACUGAAGGAUGUUUGUCAUAUGCACAAUUGGACGAGCUAUCUACCAUUCUGGCUGCGGCCUUGGUCGAGCGCGGCAUUGGCAGGGGAACAAUUGUCCCCAUCCUAUUCCAAAAGUCGCUAUGGGCUAUCGUCAGUAUACUGGCCGUCUUGAAAACCGGAGCGGCGAGCACAUCGAUAUGCGCGAGCCAUCCAAAUCUUUAUAUUGCGAAAGUAGUGGAACAGACAGGGUCCGCAGUGGUGCUGACCUCGAAGACCGAAUAUGAUCGAUUGGCGCGCGUAAAAGGUGUCGACCGCAUAGUUGUUUCAGAGACAACGCUGAGAUCAUUGCCUCGGCCAUCAGCCAGCUGGCAGUUCCCGAGCGGCGAUAAAGAAGAUGUUGCGUGCGUUCUCUUCACGUCUGGUAGCACGGGACAACCUAAGGGCGUACUCUUAAGUCACCGGGCCAUUGCCACAACGAUGCACCACCACGGCCUUGCCACAGGAAUUGACAAACCUCCCAGAACCUUGCAAUUCUCAUCAUAUGCUUUCGAUAUGGCGAUUUAUGAAAUAUUCCAUGCACUUGUGAGAGGAGGAACGGUGUUUACCCCGUCCGAGGAGGAAAGGCUGCACGAUAUUCCGUCUUUCGUUACCAAACAUCGAACGACAUGGGCAUUCAUCACGCCCACAAUGCUCAGGACCUUCAGCCCCUCACAGUUUCCCACUAUGGAAACCAUUGUUGUUGGUGGAGAGGCUGUGGGUAAUGACCUAGUCCAAACAUGGGGUAGUCGCCUGUACAACGGUUUUGGGCCAGCCGAAGUGAGCAUAUGUGUAUCAACUCGAAUGGACCCCCGGUCAUGGGUGGAUGGUACAAUUGGCCGUCCGGUCGGAUGCAUCGGGUGGAUAGUGAACCCAAAUGACAUGAACAUCCUGACCCCAAUUGGAGGAAUAGGGGAACUGCUCGUGGAGGGGCCGAUUGUUGCUCAUGGAUACUUGAACGAACCAGAGAAGACCGAGCAAGUCUUUGUUUCGGCCCCUAGCUGGAGGUCUACUUUUCCCAUUCCGCAUCGCGGCGCUUUCUUUAGGACCAGCGACUUGGUUCAAUUCAACUGGGACGGCUCGAUGCGAUACCUGGGUCGAAGAGACAAUGUGCGGAAGAUCAACGGCCAACGAAUAGACAUCGAAAACAUCGAAUUCACCCUUCGACAGAUGGAGACAGGCUUGGACAUUUCAGUGGAUGUCUUGGCCUCGCCUGGUGCGCACCACCAAGACAUUGUCGUCGCCUUCGUGGCAGAGAGAUCGACAAAAUCCGAUGUAUCAAAAGUGCCCUCAGUGUGUAAAGACAGUGCACAUGUAGAAAUGAGGCGUUAUGGCCGAGAGGAUGCGAUCCGUGAUGAGAUGGGGCACCGUCUACCGCGGUAUAUGAUACCAGCAUUUGUGAUUGAGCUCUCGGCUCUGCCAAAGACACCUACUAGCAAGAUCGACCGGAAAAAGCUUGCCGCUAUGUUCACUGCGCGAACAGAAUCAGAGAUGACGAAACUCCUCAAGUCGAAGACAAAUGGGAACCCCAAGAGAAUCGCAAUGUCCACCGCGGAACAUCAAGUGGCAUCUCUUGUUCAAGAGACUCUGGGGUUAGAGGCGACAGAUAUCGAUAUGAAUAGCGCCUUUGUGCACAUGGGCGGAGAUUCUUUGGCCGCUGUGAGACUAGUCAGUCUCGCUCGAAAGUCAGGAAUGUCUCUAAAAGCCAUGGAUAUUUUACAGCAUGACCUGAAAUUAACGGAUCUGGCUCAAGGUCUUGAGAAAUGCGAACCAAUCCCCUCAGAGGUGGGAUCUGCUGUUGUUCCUCCUUUCUCCAUGCUCCCGGAAAAUAGCGACGACCGUACUAAGAUCCUGGAGGCUGCCCAAGAGCAAUGCGGCAUUGGGAAAGAGUCUAUUCGUGACAUCUACCCAUGUACACCUAUCCAAGAGGGUCUAUUUUCCACAACCUCCGUUGGGUCUCUUGCGUACAUCGAUCAAUUCACGUUAACGCUCUCUCCUGAGGUCGAUCGGCCCCGGUUGGUGAGAGCCUGGAACAUGGUGAUUCGAUCCAGCGACAUACUGCGCACCCGCAUCAUCCAAACGUCCGUGGGGUUCUACCAGGUCGUCACAGAUCACCAUGAGCUCCCGAUGCCAUCCUUCAAAUCCGAGGAACAGUAUUUGACAAGUGAAGCGGCGAAGGAGAUGGGCCCCGGGACUCCUCUGGUCGUCCUCGGUCUCAUAGUCCCAGAAACGCAUACAAGCACAGAGAAGAAUAACAUUGCCACGCGCAACGCACAAAUUGUGGUCACCAUCCACCAUGCAGUCUAUGAUGGCUGGUCGUGGGAUUUGAUGUUACAGGAUGUAGAGGCCGCCUACCGAGGCGAAUCACUGCCUCCGCGUCCAUUCUCAGGAUUUGUACGCUUCCUGCAAGAUCGGGAUCUUGUCAACGAACAGGAGUUUUGGCAUUCUUAUUGUCGCAACCUCAACGCAGCCGUCUUCCCCGAACCCCCCACAACCAACCGGGCUGCCCAGCUCCGCAUUCGAUUGACCUACCGUCACCAACCUACACAGAAUGUGCCGCCAGCGAGGGGGGAAACCGACCAGUCAGAACUUGCUGGCCCUCGAGUGACCCCGGCGAUCAAAGUCCAUUUGGCAUGGGCCUUGCUCAUAUCCUUGUACACGCAGUCCCCUGGUGUGGUUUAUGGGACCAUCAGCAAUGGAAGGCUAUCGUCUUUGCCGGGAAUGGACAGCAUCAUGGGGCCUACAUUGGCUACCAUCCCAUUUGGGCACACAAUUGAUCGAUCCAUGCGCAUUGACCAAGCACUCAAAAUGACUCAGGAAAACAUGCAGUCCACCAUUGAGUGGGAGCAUGCGGGAUUGCACUCCAUUUCUCGCGUCAGUCCCGAGGCGUCUACAGCGUGUAUGUUCCAGACCCUGGUUGUAAUCCAGCCACGUAAGGAUCCACUACAGUCGGCCAUAUUCGACUCCAUCCAAGAGCGGACGGGAGCAGACGGGUUUAUUCCGGGGUACUCGAUGGUUCUGAUCUGUACUCCCGGUGAUACGGAUCAGAUUUGGGAGUUGGAGCUCCUGCUGGACGAUGAAAUCAUUCCCCCGGCUCAGGGGGAGCGCAUUAUUCGUCAGGUCAGCCAUAUCUUGACCCAGUUGAAUGGGGCGCAGUCCACGCGACUAGGGCAACUGGACUGUUUGGGCAUAGCCGACCAGGUGCAGCUAUGCGAGUGGCAACUACCCCCUCCUUCGCGCGUCGACUACACCAUCCAUGGGCUUGUCAAACUUCAAUGCCAGAUCCGCCCGCAAGAGCAGGGAGUUUGCUCUUGGGAUGGUUCUUUCACGUACGAUGAGAUACAGCAAUUUUCUGAUGCAGGUGCAAUCGGCCUGAGGGACAUGGGCAUUGGGGCAGGGGCCAUUGUUCCUAUUUGUUUGGAACGCACCAAGUGGGUGGUCAUCGCCAUGCUCUCCGUCAUGAAGACCGGGGCUGCGUUUGUCCUCUUGGAUCAAAAUUCAGCCUGGGAGCGAAAUCAAAGCAUAUGUAAAACAGUGGCGGCGCAAUGGGUCAUAACAUCCGCCGUAUGCAUGGGGUACUGUGAGAGAUUUGCGCCUCAAAUCCUGCUAUUCUCCGAGCAGAUGGUGCGGGAAGACAGCACCCAAUCAUCUCCACCGCAGGAUGACCUAGAUAAUGGUCAUCACAGCGACUUGCUCUAUGUCGUGUUCACCUCUGGGUCGACUGGGAACCCUAAGGGCGUGGAGAUUGAACACGGGUCCUAUUGCUCCGCCAUGAUUGCCCAGCGUGAGAAACUGUACAUCCGAACAGGCACCCGUGUUCUACAACUAUCGUCGUAUGCAUUCGACUCUUUUGCAGUCGAGAUUCUCACGACGUUGUCUAGCGGCGGUUGUGUGUGCAUCCCAUCGGCCGAAGAGCUAGCCGGGGGCAUUGGCUCCGCCAUUCGACAAUACCGAGCCGAAUGGAUGUGCGCCACUCCAUCCAUGCUUCGUCUUAUUGCGCCUGCCGAUGUCCCCAGCUUGAGAACUGUGGUCGCCGUGGGAGAGACGCUGCUACCAUCGCAGGUCGCAAUAUGGGCACCCGCGGUCACAUUAUUGUGUGGUUAUGGACCGUCUGAAUGCUGCACGGGAGCAACUGUGCACACCAUACACGGUGUGUCCGUCGACCCUCGCAACAUUGGCACAGGAAUGGGAUGUACGCUGUGGGUGGUGGACCAGUACGACCACAAUCGGUUGAUGCCGAUCGGGGCGAUCGGAGAAUUAGUCCUCCAAGGGCGUAUCGUUGGCCGCGGCUACCUGAACGAGCCGGAAAAGACUAGCGCUGUGUUUCUAGAUCAAACCGAAUGGUCCACCAACAUGAAUGCCUCGGGGGAGCGAUUAUACAAGACCGGAGACUUAGUACGGAUCAAUCCCGAUGGCACCUGCCUCUUCCUUGGUCGCAAAGAUCACCAAGUGAAAUUGCGCGGCCAGCGCGUGAACCUGAUGGACGUCGAGCACCACCUGACGGAAGCCCUGGGCGCUCAGUUCACCACUAUUAUGGCGGACAUCAUUAAACCAAGGACAGAAGAAAUUGGAGACACCCAUCAUAUGCUGGUGGCAAUGGUUGAAACGUCGGAUGAGGAAAUGUUCAGCACGUCCACCUCGCAUGCUCAGGCCAACGACAGGCUCUUAUUUGUUCCCCCCAGUUCACGGUUUGUGAAGAUAGUCAGCCAAGUCGAGCGGGAGCUCUCGUCCACGCUGCCAGCAGUCAUGAUCCCCUCGCUAUGGCUCCUCGCCCGCCAAAUGCCACUCACCGUUUCCGGCAAGGCUGAUCGACGACAGGUUCGAGCUGCUGCCGCAUCGCUAACGCCCGAGGCACUUUUGACUUUCGGGUGCUCCGGCGCUCAGUCAAGCGAUGUCCCAUUGGCAUCAACGGAAACUACUGCGUGGAUAGUGUCCGAAGUGGUGGCCGACGCCCUUCAUUCGCGGUUGAAACUGGACAGAAACCGUGUAGUAGGGAAGAAUGUUACCCUGUCUCGGAUUGGUCUGGACUCUAUCGAUAUGAUGGCUAUAUCCGUGGCCAUCUCCACCCGCUUUGACGUUCGUUUGCCUAUGGCGCCGCUCUUCCGAUCGGGGUUAACUGUUCGCGAUGUGGCUCUCAUGGUUUCCAUGCCGCCGACCACGCAAGAUCUGGAGCAAAAGCCGCUGCUGACAAUGGAUCUUUGGUCGGAGUAUCAAAAUAUACGGGAGAGAAUACGUGGAAUCUGCGCGCAUUCGCGGAAGUUGGCGAAUUCUAGCCUCGGUGGACGUUCCAGCGGGAAGGAUCGUCGAGUUGGCCGCGUCCUGUUAACAGGAGGCACAGGCUUUCUUGGGACACAUAUCUUGAAAGCACUGCUGGAAGAUCCCCGAGUGCAGUCGGUCACAGUUCUCGUUCGCGCUGAAUCCGACAAGAUAGCAAUUAGACGUGUCGUCCAAGCCGCUCAUGGCGCAGGCUGGUGGAGAGAAUCGUAUCGAAAUCGCGUCCGAACAUGGCGAGGAUGUCUCUCCCAGCCGUGCUUGGGGUUGUCCGAGAGUCAGUGGAAGAUCCUCUGUGGGCUUGACCAAGGUGAUGGAUUCGACACUGUUGUUCACAAUGGCGCUUGGGUUCAUUGGGGUCAGGAUUACAACAAACUCCAGUCAGUCAACACAGAAAGCACGAUCAACCUCCUAAGUGCGCUAGCGCAUCUAGCCUAUCCCGUGGCGUUCACUUACAUCUCGGCCCUCCUGCCCGGCUGCUCGGCCGUGGAUGAUGAUCGCAGCGUGGCCAAGUUACUUUCCACCUCCGAUGGAUAUAGUCAAAGUAAAUUCAUGUCGGAACUGGCUAUUAAAGAAUUUCAACAAGACACAGCCUGCAAACAUAUCCACAUGAACAUCAUUCGGCCGGGAUGGAUAAUCGGGUCCACAGACAACGGAAUGGCGAAUGUGAGCGAUUAUGUUUGGCGGGUGGUGGGCUCUGCUGUGUCCUGUGGGCUUUAUAACAGUGAAGAGGACUCCAACUCGUGGAUUUUCAUCUCUCCCGUGAAUCUCGUGGCGGGUCUGAUCACCAGUCAAACUCUGGACGGAUAUCGAGACACAACCGGCCUUAAUGAUGGUGGCUCCCAGUCUGUUCAGAUCACAUCUAUCACAGAUGGCCUUCCCGCUCCGGACUUUUGGCGCGCAGUAUCAACAGCAUGCCACCAGACUUUUGGGAGCCCUCUUCAACCUUGUCAGGGAAUCAACUGGUUACAUAAGAUGAAAGGAAACAUGAUGGCGACAGGGGGAGAACAUCUGCUGUGGCCAGUGUUUGAAUUUUUGGAAUCCAGCAAUGGCCGUUUGGGGUCCUCCUAUGCCGAUCCCAUUGAAAGCUCUGCCACAAUGCGAAGUCUCCUGUUCCGCUCGGUCAUCCAGAAUGUACAGCAUAUCUGCUCGGCAGGAUCAAUUGAGAUCGAGAGUGGUCUGAUGCUGGCGUCAUCUAACCUAUUCGGCCGGAGACCCAGCUAA
This is a messenger RNA of Penicillium griseofulvum, 7329 nucleotides long. RefSeq names its product Male sterility, NAD-binding. Gene Ontology annotation, biological process: secondary metabolite biosynthetic process; amino acid activation for nonribosomal peptide biosynthetic process. Lineage: Eukaryota; Fungi; Ascomycota; Eurotiomycetes; Eurotiales; Aspergillaceae. The transcript has a single exon. The record is from RefSeq and is a predicted model, not a curated record. Gene Ontology annotation, cellular component: cytoplasm. Bases 1 to 7329 code for a protein of 2442 amino acids. Gene Ontology annotation, molecular function: catalytic activity; phosphopantetheine binding.